CUCUCUCUCUCUCUCUCUAGACUCCAGACGCCAUGACUACCACUGGAACUUCGUCUCGCAAGGCUUUGAGCAAGAUCGCAACCAGUCGGCUGCAGAAGGAGCUGAGGGAAUGGCAGUCGAAUCCCCUCACCGGAUUUAAACACAAAGUCACUGAUAAUCUCCAAAGAUGGGAAAUUGAAGUCGCCGGAGCACCAGGGACUUUGUAUGCUAACGAGACAUAUAAGCUUCAGGUUGAUUUCCCAGAAAAUUACCCUAUGGAGGCUCCUCAGGUUAUUUUUCUCCAUCCGGCUCCGCUUCAUCCUCACAUUUAUAGCAAUGGACAUAUCUGUUUAGAUAUUCUUUAUGACUCUUGGUCCCCAGCAAUGACUGUCAGUUCCAUCUGUAUUAGCAUUCUCUCCAUGUUAUCAAGCUCAACUGAAAAGAAACGCCCAGAAGACAAUGAUCGUUACGUGAAGAACAACAGCAAGAGGUCACCCAAGGAGACGAGGUGGUGGUUCCAUGAUGACAAAGUCUAAGGAACCCCAAGAGAUUGAUACCCUCCCCUUUUUCCCUAUAUAUCCACCACCCGCCCGCCCGCCCACCCACCCACCCACCCCCCGAACAGAAGCAAUUCGACAAACAUUCUCCUCCCCCAGAAGCUGCCGUAAGGUGGAUUGUAUUGGUUGUACUCUUUGUAUAGUGUUAUACUGACUGGUUUUAAUCUUAUCCAUCUCCCCCCAUUUUCAUUCAUUCUCAUAUCUGUUAUGUACUUCUUUCCGUGAGUUUAUGACAUUCUUUAGUUCCAAGUAAUCAAUCACAAAUCCAGUACCUGUUUGGGAACUAGGAAAGUUA
This is a messenger RNA of Cuscuta campestris, 831 nucleotides long. The record is from the annotation of a GenBank genome assembly. Lineage: Eukaryota; Viridiplantae; Streptophyta; Magnoliopsida; Solanales; Convolvulaceae.